Bolinopsis microptera is the source of this 2990-nucleotide messenger RNA. RefSeq names its product replication factor C subunit 1-like. Gene Ontology annotation, cellular component: DNA replication factor C complex; nucleus. Gene Ontology annotation, biological process: DNA repair; DNA replication. The record is from RefSeq and is a predicted model, not a curated record. Gene Ontology annotation, molecular function: ATP hydrolysis activity; ATP binding; DNA binding. Lineage: Eukaryota; Metazoa; Ctenophora; Tentaculata; Lobata; Bolinopsidae.
UCCAGCAUGGACAUCAGAAGCUUCUUUGGCAAACAAUCAUCUGGCAAACCAGCACCUAGUAAAGAAACUAGCCGCCCAAAAAAGAAGCGAUUGGUGAUCUCUGAUUCUGACGAUGAUGACAUUAUUGAACUUCCUGUUAAGAAACAGAAAACAGGGCCAUCCAUUUCAAAGUUUAGCUCUCCUGAAGUUAAGAAGAAAGCAGCUGCUCCAAUAGACUUCUUUGGUUCCUCGAAGGUCAAAAAAGACCCAAAGCCAGUUGUAAAAAAGGUUGACAGGCCAUCAAAUAAUAUCACAGAAAAUGAUAUCUCAGCUAUAGAUAUUGACGAUUUCUCGGAUGAAGAUCCUUCAUUUAAGAAAACUUUGGAUACAUUAGACAAGAAGAAACAGAAGGAGAACGUUACGCCUGGAACAUCACCGAAGGUGUCAGAAAGUUUAGCAGAGAAACUGUCACAGAAAAAGAAAGUAAUGAGUUGGAAAGAAAAGAUUGGUCAGCCGGAGAAAAAGUCCAGUACAGAAGAAGACCCAGUAACACCUAGUAGAAAACGACCAAGAUCUGAUGAGAGACCGAAAUCGAAAAGUGAUGAGAAAACUUUGGGAAAAGUAUCAAAUGAGGGUGAAAUUAGUGCUGACAAAAAUGAAGAUACAGUACAAAGUAAAGCAAACAGUUCCGGGUACUGGCAAUAUAAAAACAGAGAGGGACCCAAAAAUCUGGGCAGCAAGGAAAUACCUGAGGGAGCACCCAACUGUUUGGAGGGAUUAACGUUUGUGAUAUCAGGAGUGUUGGAUAGUAUCGAGCGGGACGAGGCUACCAAUAUGGUAAAGAAAUACGGUGGCAGAGUCACAUCUGCUGUCAGCAAGAAAACUAACUAUCUGUUGAAGGGUGACGGUGUCGGUGCUAAGAAGCUGGAAACAGCUGAGAAGUUCAACACAACACAGAUUAACGAAGAUGGAUUCCUGGAUCUGAUUCGCUCUAAACCUGCAAAGAAGAGUUCCUAUGACAUUAAGGUUGAACAAGAAGCAGCUCAAGAAUUGAAGAAAAAACCGAAAACUGAAAUCAUCAAACCAGAAGUGAAACGUGAACCUCUUACCACUGCAACUGCUAAAUCACAUUCUGAGAAACAUGACGUAAAGAAAGAGAGUAUAAACACUGAAACAAAAAUAAAAACAGAACUCCUCAAACCUUCAACUGAUUCUGUGAAAAUGUCGUCGGCUGGUACGAUAAGCUGGACGGAGAAAUACAGACCGACUAGAGUUAAGGAUAUCAUUGGACAGCAAGGGGCUAAGAGUAAUGUCAACAAACUCUUGAAGUGGCUCAAGAAUUGGGAAGGAUGGAAUAAGCCGAGAGUAAAGGCUCCCUUCAACAAAGAGGAAGGUUGUCAUCUGAAAGCAGCUCUGUUAUCUGGUCCUCCAGGUUUAGGGAAGACUACAUCCGCCACCGUAUGCUCCAAGGAACUAGGAUUUAGCUACUUGGAGCUGAAUGCGAGCGAUGCGAGAAGCAAGAAGUCCAUCAAAGAGCACGUGGCUGAAGUUCUCAACAAUCAUACUAUUCGUGGACUUACUGAAAGAGGAGCUGAUGGAGAUAGGCAUGUGUUAAUUAUGGAUGAAGUGGAUGGAAUGGCGGGAAAUGAGGACAGAGGAGGGGUUGCUGAGCUGAUAGCACUGAUUAAAACUACCCGUAUUCCUAUAAUAUGUAUCUGCAAUGACAGGAACCAUCAGAAGAUCAGAAGUUUGGCUAACCAUUGUUUCGACCUCCGAUUUUACAAACCACGAGUAGAACAAGUGAAAGGAGCAAUGAUGAGUAUAGCGUUUAAGGAAGGACUAAGAGUGCCUCCUCCGGCCAUGCAGAAAAUAGUGGAGGGAGCUAACAGCGAUAUCAGACAGAUUCUAAACCAUUUAGCAGUGUGGACAGCUGGCAGCAAAACCAUAUCUUACGAACAGGCUGGAAAAGAUGCUGAAAGUGCCAGGAAAGAUAUGAAUAUCGGAAUCUUCGACAUUCCUAGGCUGUUUUUCUCAGCCGGUGAAGAAACAAGAAAAUACACAUACGCUGAUUACACUGACCUCUUCUUCCAGGACUACAGUAUGACACCGUUCUUUAUCCACGAGAACUACCCCCGGAGCAGACCAAUGCGGGCCCACAAUAACGCUCUAUCCGCGCUGAUUUGCCUGAGUAACGCAGCUGACAGUGUCUGUACCGGGGACCAGGUCAACUCUGCCAUCAAGAUGCAGAACUGGUCUCUUUUACCCACACAGUCUCAUUUCUCUGCUAUUAUGCCGUGUUAUUACAUGAGAGGAGGUUUGUCCGGCAUGACGCAGUUCCCUCAGGUUCUUGGACAAACCAGCAAGAAAAACAGAUGUGACGGUAUGCUACAAGAUCUGCUGUCCCACAUGGUGCUGAACGUUAGUACGGAUAAGAGGCAGCUGGGUAUGGAGUACUUGCCUCUUCUCAAGAACAAACUGGUUUCUCCUCUAUUGGAUAAAGAAUCUGAGGGUGUGUCAGAGGUAAUAUCCACAAUGAACCAGUACGACCUCCAGAGGGAAGACUGGGACAGUAUAAUGGAACUAUCAACCUUCUCGCCUCACCCUAACCCUGCUGCUAACCUCAAUACUAAAACCAAAUCAGCCUUUACUCGGCAAUUUAACAAAGGGAGCCACAUGACUCCAUAUGCGCUGGAGAGCGCGGCUGCUAAAAAAAAGAAAGUUAAAGCGGUUAGCACAGAUGAUGUUAAAACUGAAGAUAACGCUGAGUCUGAAGAAGAGGGGGAGGAUGUUAUGAUUAAAAAAUCAGCCGCGAAGAAAUCAGCAGCUAAGAAGCCAGCAGCUAAGAAACCGGCUGCUAAAAAGAAACCGGCAGCUAAGAAAACAGCGAGUGGAAAGCAUCCAGCCAAGAAAUCAUCAUGAUUAGAUGGAAUUGGAUAGGUUUCAUCCUUGUAAGGUGAUUCCAUUAUUUAUGAUAGUGGGUGGAUAUGCUGACUUAGGGAGAAUGGAGAUUG